This is a messenger RNA of Serinus canaria (Common canary), 5661 nucleotides long. RefSeq names its product potassium voltage-gated channel subfamily A member 1 (gene KCNA1). The coding region runs from base 1775 to 3250 and encodes 491 amino acids. The record is from RefSeq and is a predicted model, not a curated record. Lineage: Eukaryota; Metazoa; Chordata; Aves; Passeriformes; Fringillidae. The transcript has a single exon. Gene Ontology annotation, cellular component: juxtaparanode region of axon; paranode region of axon; neuronal cell body. Gene Ontology annotation, biological process: protein homooligomerization; potassium ion transmembrane transport. Gene Ontology annotation, molecular function: delayed rectifier potassium channel activity; protein binding.
CAGCUCUCAUGUUUCUGCUGAUACUGCAGCGUCAAGAAAUGGCUCGAGUUUGCUCCUCGCUCUUAUGCGUUCAGCUGUACUCUCGCUCCUGCCGCACGCGUCCAGCUCCUGCCUCCUCCUGCCUCCGCCGCUGCUGCUGCCGGGACGAGCCAAGACCGACUCCGGGGAUGCGGCUGCAGGGCUGCGGCGCUCUCGGCGCCCGGCUCCUUUUCCAGCUGUCCUAAGGGAAGAGAGCUGGAGAGCCAGCAGCUAUCUAGGACUCCUUGAUUUAUUGACUAACUCAAGCCUUUUGGAAAAGGUACUUUGCACUCUUUUCCACGCACACCCCUCACCCCCCACUGCGGUUCUCAGCAGAAACUCAUUAAACCCACUCGCCCUUGGUGCAGCCUAAGACAGUGUAUGAAUAUUUCAGUGUCUCGCAGGCAGCUGUGUAAAGCGAUCACUGCGUUAUAAAGAGGGACGCAAGAGGAGGAGGAGGAGGGUUAAGUUUGCCACUGCGUUUUUUGUUUUGGUUUGGUUUUUUUUGGAUGCUGCUGCAAGGCGACUUGACGCAUUCCGGCACUGGCUCCUACUCCUAAGCGGCGCGUCUCACCCGGAGCAGGUAAGGAAAAGCCCCUUCUCCGUGACGAUGUUACACUCGAUUUUGGACUGUUUGGGUCUGGGAUGUUGACCUCCCUCCCCUUCUCUCUCUCUCAGUUACCUUUAGCUGUUGCAAAGCAGAAGAGGAGAUGCUUUGCUCUCCCCCUCCUAAUCUCCCCCCAAGUUGGUGUGAUGAAGUUGUCAGUGCUCAGCUAAGUCUCCACAGCAGGGAGCGCGGUGCUCGGGAGACUCCUUGCAGGAGCUUACCCCGCUGAAGUUUCCUGGGAAGCCCUCCCGAUGAGUUCGGGGCACCUUCCUGCCUCGGAGGCCUUGGUGCAUGUCCAGGGAGGUGUAGGAACGCGUAGAACUCCGCAUGUAUUGCUGUAGUGGGCAGAACGGGAUGUUCCUGCUGAUGAAAGCCAAUCCAUUGCGCUUGAGUGUGUGUGUGUAUGUGGAGGGGCUUGGGGGCUGGUUUAUUCUGUUUCUCUCUUCCCCGGCAGCCUCCAUCCUGCAAGCGAGCUUCAUGCCUUCAAAGCAGAGUAUUUCCAUCCCUCCCUCCCCAGCACAAGAGAUGAGAGGACCAGGGCAGUGGUGGUGGUGAUGGGAGGGGGGAAGGAAGAGGCAGGUGAUGGAAAUUUGCUGAGUUGGCAUUACAAGGACUCGCCUCCCAGCCAGCCCGAGAUUUAUAUAUUUAUUUCUAUAUUUAUUUAUUUAUUUUAUGUGUGUGUGUGUGUGUGUGUGUGUGUGUGUGUGGUAGCUUCGUGGCAGCAGCUGCGGCGAUGGUCGAGCCGACGAGAAAAGUGGACGGAUCGAGUUAAAGGCUAAAGGAGACAGCUGGGGAGGGGAACCCCAGCCUGGGGGUGCACUCCAUAGACCUUCAGCCUCCCGGUGUGGGGGACAGGACCCCUCACCUUACCUGCCCUCUGCCCCCCCUAAAGGUACUUCUUCCCUCUUUCUUCACCCUCCCAUCAUCCCUGAUGCCUCUCCCUUUAUCCCGCCUCCCUUUUCCCCUUUUGGAUAUUUCCAUCCUUUAGGCUCCACUUCCACCCCUUCCUCAAGUUCCCCACCUCAACCUCCUUAACACCCCCCCCCCUCCCUUGAACUGCCCUGGGUCUCUCUGUGCUUCUCCAUCCUCCUUCUCUUCCCUUUCCCUCACUUCUCCCCUGCCCCUUGGUCCCCUUUCCUCUGUGCCACCAUGACCGUGAUGGCUGGAGAGAACAUGGAUGAGACUUCUGCGCUACCUGGCCACCCCCAGGAUAGCUACCAGCCCGCUGCCCACGAUGACCACGAGUGCUGUGAGCGUGUGGUGAUAAACAUUGCAGGACUGCGCUUCGAGACACAGUUGAAGACUUUAGCCCAGUUCCCCAACACGCUGCUGGGCAACCCCAAGAAGCGCAUGCGCUACUUUGACCCCUUGCGCAAUGAGUACUUCUUUGACCGCAACCGGCCCAGCUUUGACGCCAUCCUCUACUACUACCAGUCCGGGGGGCGGCUGCGCCGGCCCGUCAAUGUCCCCCUGGACAUGUUCUCUGAGGAGAUAAAAUUUUAUGAGCUGGGCGAGGAGGCCAUGGAGAAGUUCCGAGAAGAUGAAGGGUUCAUUAAAGAUGAGGAGAGACCCUUGCCGGAGGGAGAGUACCAGCGCCAAGUGUGGCUCCUCUUUGAGUACCCAGAGAGCUCUGGGCCGGCAAGGAUUAUUGCCAUAGUCUCUGUCAUGGUGAUCCUCAUCUCCAUCGUGAUCUUCUGCCUAGAGACAUUACCUGAGCUGAAGGAGGACAAGGAGUACACAGUGCACCGCACUGACAACACCACCCAGGUCUACAAAUCCAAUAUCUUUACAGAUCCCUUCUUUGUUGUGGAGACCCUGUGCAUCAUCUGGUUCUCCUUUGAGCUAGUGGUACGCUUCUUUGCUUGCCCUAGCAAGACUGAUUUCUUCAAGAACAUAAUGAACUUCAUUGACAUUGUGGCCAUCAUCCCUUACUUCAUCACCCUGGGCACUGAGAUGGCCGAGCGGGAGGGGACUCAGAAAGGAGAGCAGGCCACUUCCUUGGCUAUCCUGAGAGUCAUCAGAUUGGUAAGAGUCUUUCGAAUCUUCAAACUCUCCCGGCACUCUAAGGGCCUCCAGAUUUUGGGACAGACCCUCAAAGCAAGUAUGAGAGAGCUAGGUUUACUAAUCUUCUUCCUCUUCAUUGGGGUGAUUUUGUUCUCUAGUGCGGUAUAUUUUGCUGAGGCUGAAGAACCUGAGUCUCAUUUCACAAGUAUCCCUGAUGCUUUCUGGUGGGCGGUGGUAUCCAUGACCACUGUGGGCUAUGGUGACAUGUACCCUGUGACAAUUGGAGGCAAAAUCGUAGGCUCCUUGUGUGCCAUCGCUGGUGUGCUGACAAUUGCCCUGCCUGUACCUGUCAUCGUGUCCAACUUCAACUACUUCUACCACCGAGAAACCGAAGGGGAAGAACAGGCUCAGUUACUUCACGUUAGCUCCCCUAAUUUAGCAUCUGACAGUGAUCUCAGUCGCCGCAGCUCCUCCACAAUCAGCAAAUCUGAGUACAUGGAAAUCGAAGAGGAUAUGAAUAAUAGCAUAGACAAUUUUAGAGAGGCUAAUCUCAGAACUGGCAACUGCACUGUAGCCAACCAAAACUGUGUUAAUAAGAGCAAGCUGCUGACUGAUGUGUAAACAAAGAAACAAAAAUCCCAAAACAAAAUCCCCACUCGCAGCGUGAAGACUUUAGUGACACAGUCACACUUUGUAGAUGCUUUACUGAUAGUCUUUGAAUGCUUUAUUUACCUCGUAAAUGCAUUGUUGCAUUGCAAAUCUUUGCUCUGUGAUAAAGAAGCUUCCGGGAUUCAUGAAAGAUAUAAUUUUGUUUAUUUUCAAAAAACCAUUUUCCACCUGGCAAAUGAUAGCCAUUUGAACUAGUUAGUUUUAAGCUGUUAUGAUGCUAGACCUAAACUUUUCCUCCACUAUCUCCUCUUUUUUUUUCUUUUACUUUUCUUUUUUUUUUUUUGGAUAAAGUUAUUUAAACUAAGCAAGACAGUUUUUAGAGCUAUUAGGCAUAUGCAUGGAUUGCAGUAAAAAUAUUCUGCAAAACUACACAGUUGCAAGAAAGUACAUCAGAUAAUAAUAGUAAAAAAAGAUCAGCCAAAACCUGCGGCAAGCAUUUGUCAUGGUGUUUAUGAAGGAGUGCACAUUUUCCUUUUCACCCCCUCUGUGAAAGAUUCCAUCCUUACAACCUACAGAUCCAUACAGCACCUUAUUAAAAAACCUACUUAAGCCUGAACUCUUUUGCUGUCCAUAGAAGAAAUAUCCUAAAAGGAGAAUAGCAAACAAAACUGAAGACGAAACAUCUGCAAUGCUGCUAAGUCCUCUCACAUGCAGAUGAUAGAAACACACUUUUUCCCACCUCCCUGUUCGGAACUGGAUACAAAACUUUAAGCCCUUCUGUUGCAAGAUAGCACAAUGGAGUUUAAUAUAAGCAUGUUUGAAUUUGAUACUAUUUAUUUUAUGAUCGCAUGCUUGAAACAUUACCUCAGUCAAUAGCAGAUAAGCUUUCUUUUGAACUGAAUCUUCUAAAAAUAGGUCCUUUCUCCUCUCUUUUUUUGUUUCUUUUCUUUUUCUUUUUGAUUUGUGUUCACCAGAAGUGCACUCCUUAAUUUAUUCAAUCAUUGACUAGUAAUUUAAAGUACUGUAUUUAAGUGCGUAUGUUAGUCAAAUGGGAACAAUAACUUUUGGAGAUCAAAGCAUGUUCAAAUAUUCAGCAUUAUGGCCUAUUUGAUUAAAGUGUAACUUUAAUUAAUUAGUGCAUGAAUUCAAUAAUAAUAAUAAUAAUAAUAAUGAUGAUGAUAAUAACAACAAUGAUAAUAACAAUAAAAACAACAAAAAAAAGUGCUUGAUAGACUGAGGGCCUGAAUGAACUGAUUAGAGAAAUCUGAUUGUUUUCCUGCAUUGCUCAGGGAAAUGUGUUGGCUUUUGUCCAGGUGUUGUCGGAAAGGAACAUAUCCCAUCCCUUAAAGGGAAAGUUAUAUGGAAAACUAACAAAUCAAGUUAUAUAUAGCAACAGCUAAAAACCUAGUAUCCUCUAUAGAUGAAAGGUGCAGAUGCAUGCUUUUUGGUGCAUUCUCAGAAUGUAAAUGAAACUUAUCUAUUAUAUGCAUCCGAAUUGCAGCCCCUGGUUUCUUUUGCAGUCAUCAGUUGUGACUUUUUUGUAUCCCCCCCAAAAUAUGCUGAAGAGACCCAGCAGAUUGAUUGAGAGAGUUGUGCAGUGCCUUUAUCUUACAGCCCCCAAAACUGCUGAAAGUGCCUCCAGGAACUGAGUGGAUCAGAGACAUUGAGGGAAAGGACAAUGAGUCAGUCCUGUGUUGCAGGAGCGUCCUGUGCUGUCUACUGGCACAGCAUGGAAAGGUUUAGGGAUAGAAAGAUCAAGUGUGAGUGAGGGAUACAGAAGAGGCAGGCAGAGAUUACCAGUGCCCGUGGAAUACUUUCCUUCCCCAGCCAGUCUGAUGCUGCAGGGCACUGCAUUGGCUUCUGCCAAAUAACUCCUAGUUGUGUACAUGUGAGGCUUCAGGUUUCCCCGGUUUGUUCAUAGAGGCAUCACUGCCAUCACUGUAUCUGCCCUUCCUUUCUCUGAGGUGGCUCUUUGGCAGCUUGUCCCUGCAGGGCAGGCUGCAGGAGGAACAGGAGCCUGGGCAUCUCCCAGUCAGGCCAUCAGACUGGAGGACUUUGCUCUUCUUUCCCUUAGGUUCCCCAGCAGGUAGAUGGGAAAGGCUUUCCUGGGCCCUCCCAUCCCUGUCUGCUCCAUCCUCUUUCAGAUCUUAGAUCCUAUCACAGCCUUUGAGCCACAUUCUUCUUCCUGAUCUCUAAUCUUACUGUACUUCCAUCAUUUCCUGGUGAGGGAAGCAAUGCUAAGAGAAGAUAUCUUCUGCAACAUGCCAGCCUUGACUGCUAGGCCCUGGAAAAUCUGAACAAACAUAUAGGCACUAAUCUCAAUUUUUCAGAUGGACAAAGUUGAGGAUUUUCAUUCUGCACUUAGCACGUGGCCAACUGCUGUUGAACACAUCUCCUUCCGUAGUGUACAGAUCCUUUCCUCC